CCUGUCUCCUGAGGUGGACGUCAGGGCGCAGACAGAGCAGGAGCAAAACACAAGUGGACGGGCACCCCCGGAAAACACGAACCCGUGGAUGGGAGGGAUGCGAAGGUGCCCGUAACCCACCUGGAUUGGCGCUGUAACCGGAUCCCAGUGCUGUCACGCAGCGGCGGAGGAGUUUACUGUCAUGUUUGUUUGGCAACCGGGUUUGUUCUGAGGCAGCCCGGGGGAGCGGUGGCAAAGGCGGGUCGAACCGGCGGACCGCUAAACUGGAUUACUGAGGUCCCCCCCCGGUGCCGCCUCACCCUCAGCGACGCAGCGUUUGUUUUAGGGGAGGCGGGGGUCGAAGCUGGGAUUUAGAAACGCUUCUUGAAAACUCUUCACCUCCCGCCGCUGCGCCGGGUUUGUCUGUCAAACGGUCAACUGCUCGUGGCCUUCGUCUCCCCCGUUGGGCACAAUCCGGAUUGGGACGCAUAUUUCGGGGAUCGUUUCCCCCCCAGCCGGGGUCGGACUAUGGCGGACGACGACAUUCUCUUUGAAGAUGUGUACGAGCUGUGCGAGGUCAUCGGCAAGGGUCCGUUCAGUGUGGUGAGAAGAUGUAUCAGCAGAGAGACAGGGCAACAGUUUGCCGUCAAAAUCGUGGACGUGGCGCAGUUCACCUCCAGUCCGGGACUCAGCACCGAGGAUCUGAAGCGGGAGGCAAGUAUUUGCCACAUGCUGAAGCACCCGCACAUCGUGGAGCUGCUGGAGACCUACAGCUCCGACGGGAUGCUCUACAUGGUCUUUGAGUUCAUGGAUGGAGCAGACCUGUGCUUUGAGAUUGUCAAGCGGGCGGAUGCUGGCUUCGUCUACAGCGAAGCGGUGGCCAGCCACUACAUGAGGCAGAUCCUGGAAGCGCUACGCUAUUGUCAUGACAACAAUGUCAUCCACAGAGAUGUCAAGCCUCACUGCGUGCUGCUGGCGUCCAAGGAGAAUUCUGCUCCAGUCAAGUUGGGCGGAUUUGGGGUGGCCAUCCAGCUCGGGGAGUCGGGACUGGUGGCAGGAGGUCGUGUGGGCACUCCACAUUUCAUGGCUCCAGAAGUGGUGAAAAGGGAGCCGUAUGGGAAGCCUGUGGACGUGUGGGGCUGCGGAGUGAUUCUCUUCAUACUCCUCUCAGGGUGUCUGCCAUUCUAUGGCACCAAAGAUCGUUUGUUUGAAGCCAUCUGCAAAGGCAAAUACAAGAUGAAUCCAAGACAGUGGUGCCACAUCUCGGAAAGCGCUAAGGACCUGGUGAGGCGCAUGCUGAUGCUGGACCCUGCUGAGAGGAUCACCGUCUACGAGGCGUUAAAUCACCCCUGGCUCAAGGAGAGGGACAGGUAUGCCUACAAAAUCCACCUGCCUGAGACUGUGGAGCAGCUGAGGAAAUUCAACGCCAGGCGGAAGCUGAAGGGGGCGGUGCUGGCUGCAGUGUCCAGUCAUAAGUUUAAUACCUUCUAUGGAGACCCGCCCGAGGAGCUCCAGGAUUACUCUGAAGACCCCACCUCCUCAGGACUUCUAGCAGCAGAAAGAGCUGUGUCUCAGGUGUUGGACAGUUUAGAGGAGAUCCAUGCUUUGACAGACUGCAGCGAAAAGGAUCUAGACUUCCUCCACAGUGUUUUUCAGGAUCAGCAUCUACACACGCUGCUCGAUCUCUACGAUAAAAUCAACACAAAGUCGUCCCCACAGAUCAGAAACCCCCCCAGUGAUGCUGUACAGAGAGCCAAAGAGAAUCCCUCCCAAGAUGAAGCAAGUGGCGCUUUGAAACAUCUGGAAUGUGUACUGGAAGAAAUCUCCUGCUACCCAGAGAACCACGAAGCGAAGGAACUCAGGCGGUUACUCACACAGCCGCAUUUCAUGGCCUUAAUGCAGGCCCACGACGUGGUGGCCCACGAGGUCUACAGCGACGAGGCUCUGAGGGUGACACCUCCACCCACCUCGCCCUACCUAAAUGGAGACUCCCCAGAGAGCACCAACGGAGAAAUGGACCUGGAGAACGUCACCAGAGUCCGCCUGGUCCAGUUUCAGAAGAACACGGAUGAGCCCAUGGGUAUCACACUGAAGAUGAACGAGUCGAACCACUGCAUAGUGGCCAGGAUAAUGCACGGAGGAAUGAUCCACAGGCAAGGAACGCUGCAUGUCGGUGACGAGAUCCGAGAGAUCAACGGCAUCAGCGUGGCCAACCAGACCGUGGAGCAGCUGCAGAAGAUGCUGAGGGAGAUGCGCGGCAGCAUCACGUUCAAGAUCGUGCCAAGUUAUCGGGCACAGGGCUCAUCGUGUGAGAAAGAGUCCCCCACCACCUCCAGGCAGUCACCUGCCAAUGGCCACUCCAGCGUUAACAGUUCUAUCUUGGACCUGCCCUCCACCAUUCAGCCCAAAGGUCGACAGAUUGUAUCCAGACCUUCAAUCAAGGACAAAAUGUCUAUCAAGAUCUACGUGAGAGCUCAGUUUGAAUACGACCCCUCCAAAGAUGACCUCAUCCCCUGCAAGGAGGCGGGCAUUCGCUUCCGGGUGGGCGACAUCAUCCAGAUUAUAUCCAAGGACGACCACAACUGGUGGCAGGGGAAACUGGAGAACACGAAAAAUGGCACAGCGGGUCUCAUCCCGUCGCCAGAGCUUCAGGAGUGGCGUGUGGCGUGUAUAGCCAUGGAGAAGACCAAGCAGGAGCAGCAGGCCAGCUGCACGUGGUUUGGCAAGAAGAAGAAGCAGUACAAAGACAAGUAUUUGGCAAAGCACAACGCAGUGUUUGACCAAUUAGACCUGGUCACGUAUGAAGAGGUGGUGAAGCUUCCUGCCUUCAAGAGGAAAACGUUGGUGCUGUUGGGCGCUCACGGCGUGGGUAGACGACACAUCAAGAACACACUCAUCACCAAACACUCCGACAGAUUCGCCUACCCCAUCCCACACACGACCAGACCUCCAAAGAAAGAUGAGGAGAACGGGAAGAACUACUACUUUGUGUCCCAUGACCAGAUGAUGCAGGACAUCAGCAACAAUGAGUACCUGGAGUACGGAAGUCACGAGGACGCCAUGUACGGAACACGACUGGAGACCAUCCGGAAAAUCCACCAACAGGGACUUGUGGCUAUCCUGGACGUGGAACCUCAGGCCCUGAAGGUCCUACGCACAGCAGAGUUUGCUCCAUACGUCAUCUUCAUCGCUGCACCAACGAUCACACCGGGCAUCACUGAGGACGAGUCUCUCCAGCGGCUGCAGAAGGAGUCGGAGAUCCUGCAGAAAACUUACACCCACUACUUUGACCAGACGCUCAUCAACAACGAGAUCGACGAAACCAUCAGGCACCUGGAGGAGGCGGUGGACCUGGUGUCCACCAGCAGCCAGUGGGUCCCCGUCUCCUGGGUCUACUGACCUCCUCCUCUGGCCUCCUCCUCCUGCUCCCACAUACAAACUCCCAUCAUUCCCUGUUCAAAAAAAAAAGUUUAACAGGAAAUACAGCUACACUGCACGUGACGGAGCACACACCCUCAGCGUGCGCUGAUGGCAGCCGCAGCGUCCAAACGAAAUCCCUCCGGACCGCCGCACAGACGCCUGCAGCAGCCAAUCAGACUCUUGCCCUUACAGAGGACCACGUCGUAGUGUUGUGUAAAACAAAGUAAAUGAAUAUUGUCCUGUCUGUACUAUCUAGGAGGCGACAUUUUUGUAGAUGUUUGUUUUAAAGAGACAGUACUGCGUCCUCCCCCGGCGCCGACGUCUUCAAACUAAACAUCGCCAUGGGUGGAUUUUCCGUCGUUCAGCGGACCGAAAUAAAAGCACACAAACACUGCAGCGUCUCCAGCCAUCAAUCACAUUCAUGUCGUGACUUCUGCUUCACUGCGCAAGCUUGGGAGCGGAGCCAAAUGAUUCUGAACGCCCUGAGACAUAACGGUACGCUGAGCUGCAGGACUUAAGAUGCUCUUUGUCGUGAUGUAAAAAAAAAACAUGGAGUGAAGCUCAUUUGAUAAACCUGAAAACAUUCCAGCUGUGAUUUUUGUUUUGUUUCUUGCAUGGCGCCAUUACUGGGCGACGAGAUUUUUCUUUUCGUUUCCACAUUUUCUGUGCAAGUACAAGCAAGACAUUUUGAUCUCAGUCGAAAACAAUGCUGACAUCCGAUAACGAUGGCAACGAGGUCCUUUCACACACACACACACCAAGUGCAGGUGCAUCAUCAGAGGCUAGGUGGCGCUCACAUAAAGUACGCAGGAACAUUUAUCCCGUCAACAUGAAGAGGACCAAACAUCUCAGACGUCUGCCUUUAAUGUCAUACAAACAUCCUACAGGUGGGCAGUUCCCAUUUUACGAAGGACUAUGGAAGUUAUUUUGGUCAAAAUAUAGAAGGAUACAGCGUGGUUACAGUUUAUCGUAUUUUCCGGAGUAUAAGUUGUACCCAUUUUCUGUAUGUGGAACUCACUUUGUAAAGCCGUGUUUCCCUCGGUGCGAGUUUAACAACAGACAAGAACUACAGUAUGUGUAACACGUGUGCACACCACAGCCUGUACAGUUACUUAACAUGAGUUUUAAAUUCCCAGAAAUUAGCCACAUGAACAAAUCAAUGUGUGAUAACAUACUGGAGGUUAUUUGAUGCAGUUUGGACAAAUGAAAUCAUCAGAUGGACACAGAUUGCUAACAAACUGCCUUUGAAAUACAACAACAAUGAAAAUGAGAGUCCAUUUGAUUUAAUCAGCUCUUUAAUUUGGGAUUUUUGUGCAUUUAAGUUUAUUUUGUUUAGUGCUUUGAUUGCUGUGAAAGACCCACAUAAAUAUUUAAUAUAGUCGCUAUUAAUAACAAUAAACAUGUUUUUUUUAAUGCAUAAAUCAUGCUGGUAGGACCUCCCAAAUUAGUAAAAAAAAAUGUAAUAAGAAUGUGACUUGUACUCUGGAACAUAUGUACAUAAAAUUUUACUACUGUAGUUUGAAUUUUGGGAUGGAAGUGAAUCUCACUCCAACAAAUAUGACGUAGCUGUCGUCGUGUCACAGGCCCAACACUUUGUGUCCAUCUUCCAUGACUGUGGUCUGUAGUCAGUUCGUUGUCGUUUGUUUUAAGCAGUGCUGACAUCACAAUAUUUUUACUAUAAUUAAUGGUCACAGCACCGAUCCUGUGACAUACAGUCAGGCGCCGCAGUGCAUCGCUGCCACCUACUGAUAAGUCUAGCCAGCAGUCACAGACCCGGUUCCUCUUCAGAAGUAGUUUUUUUUUUUCACCCCAAAGUGCUGCUGUUGAAGCACCUCAUCUCCUCAUUUGUUGCUUUCAGGCCCCGUUGUUCUUCCUACAAGAGCAAAACCCGCGAGCCCUUAAUGUGUACCAAGGUUUGGAGCGCCAUCUUUUCUCCUAAGAUUUUGGUUCUGCUCGUACCAUCGACAGCUGCACAAUAAACCACACUUUAGUUUUGUACAAUUUUCACAAAGUGCAUCAGGAAAAAAAGACAAGCGCAGGAUCCACAUUGCAUCAUGUGUAUUUGCUAGUAUGAUUUUUUUCCACCGCGCACACGCCGUCUUAUCAGGUACUGUCUCUUCUAAAUGACGCUCCAGAGGUUUGAAUGCGGUACAUGCAUGUGGACGUUUGCAAGUUUCCAUGCUGUGAGUCAGUCAGUGUUCCCUCAUGUUUCCCACCAAAAACC
Messenger RNA from Thalassophryne amazonica, 5623 nucleotides. RefSeq names its product calcium/calmodulin-dependent serine protein kinase a (gene caska). Bases 508 to 3378 code for a protein of 956 amino acids. The record is from RefSeq and is a predicted model, not a curated record. NCBI's taxonomy places the organism in Eukaryota, Metazoa, Chordata, Actinopteri, Batrachoidiformes, Batrachoididae. Gene Ontology annotation, cellular component: cell-cell junction; plasma membrane; basolateral plasma membrane. Gene Ontology annotation, molecular function: ATP binding; signaling receptor binding; protein kinase activity. The transcript is spliced from 29 exons. Gene Ontology annotation, biological process: regulation of neurotransmitter secretion; protein phosphorylation.